Molecule: messenger RNA, 2769 nt
Organism: Tetrahymena thermophila SB210
Lineage: Eukaryota; Ciliophora; Oligohymenophorea; Hymenostomatida; Tetrahymenidae
Product: coiled-coil flagellar protein, putative
Exons: 7
Cellular component (GO): cytoskeleton
Source: RefSeq, a predicted model, not a curated record
AUGGCGGACUUGAAUGAUUUAGGAGAUCUUAAAGGCCAUAUGGCUAUCUUACUUUUAUAAAAUUUCCUUGAGAGGGGAAAGAUUACUAAAGAAGUUCAUGAUGCUAUGAAAGAAAAGUUUGAAUUUUUGCAUAACUCUGUGGUUAAUUCGUUUAAAAAUUAAAAGCAGCUUCCUGUAAGAUAAAAGAAACUCUAAGUAGAGUUGAAAGGAAAGAAAGAAUAAUUAGAUGAAUAAUAAAGGCGUUAAGAAGAACUAGAGUAAUAAGUGAAAGCAAUUUAAGCAGAAUUAAAAAAAUUUGAAGCUGAAGUUGAGAUGCAUAUAAAGGUUAUUGAUUCAAUGUAAAAUGAGCAAGAUAAAAUUUAGUCAAGUCUUUUUGAAAAGGAAAUGAGUAUAUAAGAAGAAGAAAAAUACAUUAGGUCUAAAAUUCAGGGAGAAGAAGAUUCCCUAAAAACUUAAAUUGAUAGGCUUAAGGAGGAACUAAAUAAGAGGUAGAAUACAAUAGAAUUUGAAACAAAACAUUUGAAUGAACAAAAAUUGCGUAUAGAAGUUUUGAAGAAAGAAAAUGAAGAGAUUUUAAAUGAAAUUUCUAAUAAAUAAAAUAUUAUUUUACAGAUUAAAGAUGAACCAGAUCGAUUUUAAAAAAAAGCAGAUAUGCUACUUUCAGCUUGUAAUUUAAUGGAGCAUGAUUUAGCUGAAAUAAUGGAGGAGAUAAGCAAAAGGAAUAAAACUAUAUAAGAGUUGUAAGAGAGGAUACAAAAAUACUAAGAAAAAUAUAAUGAAAUAAUAUAAAAAAAUCAAGAAGAUCAGUAGAAAAUUUAAGAAGAUAAAAAAUCUAUUAAGACACUUAUGGAUUAAGUGAAAGAAAAUAGACUAGUAUUAGAAGAGAAGCUUUCUGAGAGGUAUAAAUUAUCGAUGGAAAUAAAGGUUAAAAAGAAAGAAAAAUAGAACAGAGAAGAUUUGAUAGAUACUUUGAAAAAUUAAAUAGAAUUAUCAAAAAAACUACUCAAAAAGCAAGAACAUAUUAAAAAGAAGUUAAAAGACUCCAUAUUUGAAUAAGAAAUGUCUAUAGAUAAAUACGUUAAAUAGGCCUAGUUUAUACUCACUGAAAUUAAGAAUUAAGAAUCAGUUAAUGGAGAACUUAUAGAUGAAAAUAAACUAACAGAAUUUAAGGCCAGAUAGAUUAUGGGUAAAACAAAUGAAAAAGAUUCAUAAAAAGAACAAAUUGCGAAAUAGAUUGUAGAAUUGGAAUAGUAAUUAACAUAAUAAUAGUAAUUUGAAAUGGCAGCAAAUAAAAAAAUUAAAACCUUGACAAAUAUGAGAGAAUCUAUGGCUAGAAAAGCUUCUUAAGCUAUGUCAGAGGUGAGGGAAACAAGAGAAGAACUUAAAAUAAAAGAGCUAAGCAUUUUAGAUUUAAUAAAAAGACAUUAAGAAACAGAAUUCAAUUUAAAUGCAGUUAAGGCACUUUAUGAGGAAGCUAAAUCUGCAAGAAAUAAAUAUGUUAAUAUGAUUUAAAAUAGCUCUUAGGAUCUUGCAGAGUUAAAAGAAAAAAUUAAAAUUUCCUAAAAUGAAUUAGAAAUAUUAAAGAAUGAAGCUUUUGAAAAGAGUUAGAGUCUAAUAUAGUAUAGUCAUACUCUACAGCUGCAGAUAAACUUAAGAGAUAGAGAAAAUACUCACUUGAAUAAACUAGAGUUUCAAAGAGUGUAAAAAAAAAAAAUAGUAGAUUAAAAUGUUAAUGAAAUAGAAAAACUAAAUGUCACAAUUCAAAUUUUGGAAAAAGAUAUGACUUAACUAAGAAAGAAGUAUGAAUCUGCUUAAGAGAGUAGAAAUUAUACAGGAGUAUAGCUUAUAGAUAAGAACGAUGAGCUAUGCGUUUUGUACGAAAAAUCUAACAUUUAAGAAAAAAUUCUUAAAUAAGGAGAGUUCGAAAUUAAAGACAUUGAAGACUAGUAAAGAAUGCUUUAAAUAGAAAUAGAUGAAAAAAAAAGGUAAAUAGAGAUCUCACUAAAACAAAUAGAUACCGUUCCAAGAUUAGCAUCAGAUGUAUUAUCUUUAAAGCAAGAAUUAAAUAUGUAAAAAGAAAGGUAUUAUGAGCUAUCGGAUAAACUAGAAGACCCAACCAAUAAAGAUAGGUGGAGAGAGUUAGGAGGUGAAGACCCUGAUAAAGAGUCUUUAGAUGCAAGGAUUAAAGUGUUUGAAGAGAGAUUGAAUAAAAAGAAAGAGGAAUUACUUGAAAAAGAACUUAUACUUGAAGAAAUAAAUAAUUUAAGUGAUAAACUUCGUUCAGAAGCUUUAGAUGGACGUUAAGUAACAUUAGAAGUGACAGAAAGGUUGAACGAAUUUUAAUUUAGACUAAAAAAGAUAACAAGAUAGAUGAUGGCUACAAUAUCGGAGUUAUCUAUGUAUUAAGCCAUCGUGAUCAAAUUAUAGAAAGAAAGAGAAGAGUUGCAAGAAUAGCAUGAAAUCUCUAAACUAAGGGUAUAAGAUGGAAAACCUCCAACUUUAGAAUCAGAAUUAGAAUAUUAAAAGAUGCUUAGAGACAAAUUAAGCUACUAAGAAGAGAGAAAGUUAAGAUUAUAAAGAGAAUAAUUGGAAAAGAAUUUCCCUGCUUUUGCAACAAAAACUACAGCAGAGCAUAGAGUUAAUGCAUAUGUGCCCGACGAAAUUGGUAUCCCUAAACCAUACGGAGCACAUGCACCAUUUAAACCUUCCACUUUAGUUAAUUAAUUAAGACACUAUAAGAAACCAGAAAUAAAAGAUAUUGAAAUUUGA